CUUGCCCUCCCUCCCGUCCCUUGCGGCAGCCGCUCGUCUCUCCGACUGGGUGUCUCUCCGACGGGACUCAGCAACUUCUUGGUUAUUUCUCACCCCCUUUUCCGUUUUCACCACCUUUUGCCAUGAACUGGACCGACAGACGCAGGGAAGGCUGUGCUUUCUGCCCAAGGGAAUGGUGGUUCGCUUCCUGGGGCCGGGUCGGGGAGGAUCGGCCGAGGAGAAAGAAAGAGUGAUAGAGAAAGAGCUGCAUUAAGGAGAGGAAGGGGGACCUCCGUCGGCUGAGGGCCCCUAGCGUGCAGCAGCACCCAGGAUGGCCGCGAGCUCUCCCCGCGUCCCCGGCUCCAGCUGCGACCCCCGCACGCCGGACGCCUCGGGCAGUCUUUAAAAUCCUGAAGUCCGGAGAGACCCCAGAGGACAGAAGUCGGGGGUGGGGGUGGAGCGGAGAAUGCUGCAAAGCUUUUCCAAGAGAGAAAAAGAGGAAGUCUGACCGCUUCUGCCUGUGCUAGCUUUUCACUGGAAGGCGUCUCUUUAGAGCAUCUAGCCUUCUCCAGGAGUUAUUCGAAAGCUGAAACUUUCAGUGCUCGCCGGCCUGGGAGCAGGAGGGAUUCCGAGGGUGGGAUUGCGAGAAGAGCGGGCGUGAUCGCGCGCGCGCGUGUGUGUGUGUGGCGGGGUGGGGGCGUCGGGGGGGCCCUCGGGGACUCCGCGAAGAGGGCGCACCAUGGCCGUGCCGGGCGAGGCCUCCCGAGUCUGGGCCACGCCGGGACACUGGGAGGCGAGGCCGGCUCCAGCGGCGGGCCCCGCAUCGCCCCGGGACGUGGGCUGCCGAGGCUGCUGGGGCGCCCGGGUGCUGCGGCCGCUCCGGCGCUCGCGGAAACUUUCCUCGGCGCUGUGCGCGGGCUCCCUGUCCUUUCUGCUGGCGUUGCUGGUGAGGCUGGUCCGCGGGGAGAUCGGCUGUGACCUGGAGCGGAGUAAAGAGGAGGCGGCGGAGGAGGAGGAAGCAGCCCCGGCAGCAGAAGGGGGCGUCCUCCCGGGGCCGCGGGGAGGUGCUCCCGGGGGCGGCGCGCCGCUCGGCCCCUGGCUGCAGCCCUCAGCGCUGCUCUUCAGUGUCCUGUGUGCCUUCUUCUGGAUGGGCUUGUACCUCCUGCGCGCCGGGGUGCGCCUGCCUCUGGCCGUCGCGCUGCUGGCAGUCUGCUGCGGGGGGGAAGCGCUCGUCCAGAUUGGGCUGGGCGUCGGGGAGGAUCACUUACUCUCGCUCCCCGCCGCGGGGGUGGUGCUCAGCUGCUUGGCCGCCGCGACAUGGCUGGUGCUGAGGCUGAGGCUGGGCGUCCUCAUGAUCGCCUUGACUAGCGCGGUCAGGACCGUGGCCCUUAUUUCCUUAGAGAGGUUCAAGGUUGCCUGGAGACCUUACCUGGCGUACUUGGCCGGCGUGGUGGGGAUCCUCCUGGCCAGGUACGUGGAGCAGAUCUUGCCGCAGUACUCGGGGGAGGCUCCGAGGGAGCAUUUCGGGUCCCAGCUAAUCGCUGGGACCAAGGAAGAGAUCCCGGUGUUUAAGAGGAGGAGGCGGUCCAGCUCCGUGGUGUCCGCCGAGAUGUCCGGCUGCAGCAGCAAGUCCCAUCGGAGGACCUCCCUGCCCUGCAUCCCCAGGGAACAGCUCAUGGGGCAUUCAGAAUGGGACCACAAACGAGGGCCACGAGGAUCACAGUCUUCAGGAACCAGCAUCACUGUGGAUAUCGCCGUGAUGGGCGAGGCUCACGGCCUCAUCACUGACCUCCUGGCAGACCCUGCUCUGCCCCCCAACGUGUGCACGUCACUGAGGGCAGUGAGCAACCUCCUCAGCACGCAACUCACCAUCCAGGCCAUUCACAAGCCCAGGGUGAACCCCAUCGUGUCCUUCAGUGAAAACUACACCUGCUCUGAUUCUGAAGAAAGCUCUGAAAAAGACAAGCUGGCUAUUCCCAAGCGCCUGAGGAGGAGUUUGCCCCCUGGUUUGCUGAGACGAGUUUCAUCAACUUGGACCACCACCACUUCUGCCACAGGUCUGCCCACUUUGGAGCCUGCCCCUGUCCGGAGGGACCGUAGUGCCAGCAUCAAGCUGCAUGAAGCACCUUCAUCCAGUGCUAUUAAUCCAGAUUCUUGGAAAAACCCAGUGAUGAUGACUCUCACCAAAAGCAGAUCCUUCACUUCAUCCUACGCUGUUUCUGCCUCUAACCAUGUAAAGGCUAAAAAGCAAAACCGACCAGGUUCCCUUGUGAAAAUUUCACCUCUUUCCUCACCCUGUUCCUCACCUCUCCAUGGGACCCCUGCCAGCAGCCCAGUUAGCAAAGUUUCUGCAGCGCAGUUUCCAGAGUCUUCCGACGCAACUGCCAAAUCAGGCCUAAGUUCUCACCGGGCCUUAACUUACACACAGAGUGCCCCUGAUCUUUCUCCCCAGAUACUGAAUCCACCUGUUAUAUGCAGCAGCUGUGGCAGACCAUAUUCCCAGAGGACUUCUGCCGAUGGGCCCCUGGAAAGAAGUGGGGCAGCCAUUGGGACACCAACCAGAACAGAUGACAUCACUCAAGUUACCUCUGAUUAUGAAACCAAUAACAACAGUGAUAGCAGUGAUAUUGUACAGAAUGAAGAUGAGACUGAGGGCCCCAGAGAGGCUCUCAGAAAGACAUCAUCUUGCAGCACCUAUGCUCCGGAGACCAUGAUGUUCCUGGAAAAACCAAUUCUUGCUCCUGAACCUCUUGUCAUGGACAACUUGGACUCAAUUAUGGAGCAACUGAAUACUUGGAAUUUUCCAAUUUUUGAUUUGGUGGAAAAAAUAGGAAGAAAAUGUGGCCGUAUUCUUAGUCAGGUAUCAUACAGACUUUUUGAAGACAUGGGCCUCUUUGAAGCUUUUAAAAUUCCAGUUAGGGAAUUCAUGAAUUAUUUUCAUGCUUUGGAGACUGGCUACAGGGAAAUUCCUUACCACAACAGAAUCCAUGCCACGGACGUCUUACAUGCUGUUUGGUAUCUCACGACACAACCUAUUCCAGGCCUCUCAACUGUGAUUAAUGAUCAUGGAUCAGCAAGCGAUUCAGAUUCUGACAGUGGAUUUACACAUGGCCAUAUGGGAUAUGUAUUCUCAAAAAUGUAUAAUGUGCCUGAUGAUAAAUACGGAUGUUUGUCUGGAAAUAUCCCUGCCUUGGAGUUGAUGGCCUUGUACGUGGCUGCAGCCAUGCAUGACUAUGAUCACCCAGGAAGGACUAAUGCUUUCCUGGUUGCAACGAGCGCCCCUCAGGCGGUGCUCUACAAUGAUCGCUCAGUCUUGGAGAAUCAUCAUGCGGCUGCUGCGUGGAACCUUUUCAUGUCCCGGCCAGAAUAUAACUUCUUAGUUAACCUUGACCAUGUGGAAUUUAAGCAUUUCCGUUUCCUUGUCAUUGAAGCAAUUCUGGCCACUGACCUGAAGAAACACUUCGACUUUGUUGCCAAAUUUAAUGCCAAGGUGAAUGAUGAAGUCGGAAUAGAUUGGACGAAUGAAAAUGAUCGUCUACUGGUUUGUCAAAUGUGUAUAAAGUUGGCUGAUAUCAAUGGGCCAGCUAAGAGUAAAGAGCUCCAUCUACAGUGGACAGAGGGUAUUGUCAAUGAAUUUUAUGAACAGGGUGAUGAAGAGGCCAGCCUUGGGUUACCAAUAAGCCCCUUCAUGGACCGUUCUGCUCCUCAGUUGGCCAACCUUCAGGAAUCCUUCAUCUCACACAUCGUGGGUCCUCUGUGCAACUCCUACGAUUCAGCAGGACUAAUGCCAGGGAAAUGGGUGGAAGACGGUGAUGAGUCAGGAGACACGGAUGACCCAGAAGAGGAGCAGGAGGAAGCACCAAAUGAAGAGGAAACCUGUGAAAAUAAUGAAUCUCCAAGAAAGAAAAUUUUCAAAAGGAGGAAAGUCUACUGUCAAAUUACUCAGCACCUCCUGCAGAACCACAAGAUGUGGAAGAAAGUCAUUGAGGAGGAACAGCGGUUGGCGGGCAUAGAGGACCAGUCCCCCCAGCAGCAUCCCUCAGAACAGAUCCAGGCCAUCAGGGAAGAAGACGAAGAAAAGGGGAAGCAGAAAGGAGAGGAGACCCCAGCCCCAAAGCCGAACCAGUGACAAUGGAUAGAAUGAGCUAUGUUUCCAAGCAGAGUUACUUGUCACACAGACUCUUUUCAAGCCAGCACAAUACUUAGACACAACACUGUAGAAAUACAAGAAGAUGGGCAAAUGGCUACGGCAUUUUGGGAUUCUUCGCAUUUUGUGUGUUUAUUUUUACAGUGAGGUACAUGAUUUAAAAAACUCUCGCUCAGAGAAGCUUUCACAUUGUAACACCAGCUUCCAAGGAUUUUUUUUUUUAAAGGAAGAAGUAUAUAUGUGUGUGUGUAUAUAAGCUCUCACAUAGAUCCAUGUAAAACAUAUUCACAGACACACAUGCAAACACACAGACACACUGAAAGCUGGGAUUCCUGGCCCCACAAUUUAGUAACAUUCAUAUUAAGAUAUAUAGUGGUCACUGUGAUAUAAUAAAUCAUAAAGGAAAAAAAAAUGAAGGAAAACAAAUCACAAAGGAGAUGGUGCGGCUUAGCCCAGAAGCAGUACAGCAAAUGAAGUUAUGACUAAGGAGCGUUUGCUCUUAGUCCUGAGGGAUGAGAGUUCCAGAGCAUUGUUUGAAUUCUGAUACAUCCUGCCAACGUUGUAUGCGUGUGAGUGAGAGAGAGAGAUAGAAGUGAUGCUCAGGUGUAUGUACGUUCGUGUGCACCUAAGGAGAGAAUUGGCUUUGGUCGUUCACAGCAUGGCUGCAGCAGACGACUCAGCCCAGGUGACCAAACAGGAUGAAGUGCUCUCUGGAGUGUCUCCGCCUCUAUCUGGCUUCAGCAGAAGCCCCUCUGCAGAUGGAGGGAAUUAGCAGGAUGAGGGCCACAGGUCUGGUUCUACUGCUGUCCCCAGCCUUAAGCCCGGAAGACUGAGGCAUUUUCCAGUCUAGUCGCUGAAUGAAUGUAUAGGAGCUGUCUGUGAGUAUGUCUGUCAUUCACCUAAGAUCAAUUCACCAUGGAAGGGGAUGGCAUUCUUUACACAGAAACACCUCAGAAGGAGCUGGAGUCAGGUCUUUUCAUCAGGUGAGAAUUCUAAAAGGUAGCAGAGAAGGUCUGGGAAACAACUCUUCAGUGGGCUCUCCCAUGUCUUAAUUUGCUGCAAAAUGUGUGGUAGAAAAAGAAGGGAAGGCAAACAGAAACCCACUCUGGGACAGAUGGUGAGAGAUGAAGGGGAAAUUUUUCAGCCUAGGGCUUGGUGUUUAUUGACACAGUGAAAGCCUGAUUCUUGGCGGCUGUUGAAGGUUGACUUUUAGUUGGCCAAAGUUGCUCGGACAACCCUGUUGUAUUCCGUGAAGGGUGUGAUGGGGUGGCUUGUAUCUGCAGCCUGGCCCAUUGUCAUGUUUCUUUUGGCAGGGAGGACUCAAGAGGGAUUUGGGGGGAUUGGGCCUAUCAUUGAAAGGCUUUUUUUUGUUUAUUUUUGGUUUAUCUACACUUGUUUAUGCUGUGAGCCAAACCUCUAUUUAAAAAAGUUGAUACUCACUUUCAAUAUUUUAUUUCAUAUUAUUAUAUAUUUGUCAUUAAUAGUUAUCUUGAUGUAAAUAUAAAGAUUUGUUUGUGUUUCUGUAGAUAGUUAACUUUUUUUUAAGGGAAAAGGGAAACAUUUUUAUAAAGUUCUAUUUUAAUCACCAUUUUUAUACAUUGUAGCUAUCUCCAAGCCCAGUAAGAGUGAUGGUUCAUUUGCAUGAGGUCUGUGAACACCCACUCAUCUACCUGUCCUAAUUUAAAUAAUCAUCUGAUACAGUUAUUUUAUGCCAAUUAAAUGAGGAUGCUGCAAACAUCGUUUUUUCACUAGUAAGUAACUUCGGGUAACUCUUGGAUCCGUGUCUCCCAAGCAAAAGACCAUCUUAAUCCCGAAUGUUUAUAAUCAGUGUCCCUUUCUUCCCAAGACUUUUUGCUUAUAACUUUUCCUUCAGUACAGCACUAUAUUCAAGCCUAUUCAUCAUCUAAACAACCUUAGCUUCAAGUAAAUCUAACUUGUAAUUUCUACUUAUUUCCUCUGAAAUCAUAGAAAAUAGUGUUUACAUUGAAAUGCCUUUGUUUCUCACAAAUGGAUACUCUUCCCUUCUAAAGCAAUGAUUAUACAAUAAUCCACUGCAUUCUUAAAGUAAGGCAAAGAUAGUACAAUCAAAAAUAAAGUUUCAAGGCAACUUUCCCAAUAAGUAGGAAAAUAUGAAAAUGAUCAAAUGGAUGUAGAUUCUACCUAAAUGA
Messenger RNA from Capra hircus (goat), 6294 nucleotides. RefSeq names its product phosphodiesterase 3A (gene PDE3A). The coding region runs from base 719 to 4108 and encodes 1129 amino acids. Gene Ontology annotation, biological process: positive regulation of oocyte development; oocyte maturation. The record is from RefSeq and is a predicted model, not a curated record. NCBI's taxonomy places the organism in Eukaryota, Metazoa, Chordata, Mammalia, Artiodactyla, Bovidae. The transcript is spliced from 16 exons. Gene Ontology annotation, molecular function: 3',5'-cyclic-AMP phosphodiesterase activity. Gene Ontology annotation, cellular component: cytosol.